This is a messenger RNA of Gastrolobium bilobum, 1383 nucleotides long. RefSeq lists its product as uncharacterized. Lineage: Eukaryota; Viridiplantae; Streptophyta; Magnoliopsida; Fabales; Fabaceae. Gene Ontology annotation, molecular function: zinc ion binding. The coding region runs from base 1 to 1383 and encodes 460 amino acids. The transcript has 5 exons. The record is from RefSeq and is a predicted model, not a curated record.
AUGGCAAUCGAGAGAAAUCUAAUGAAAGAGCAUCAAGAAGCGAACGUCCUUGAGAGCACGCCUACCAAAUUAAGUAUGAAAUGUUGUGCGUAUGAACAGGGUUUCCCGUGGAGGGUUAGGGUAAUAAAACAAACGUACGGUGAAAAAUGGAAGGUUACUAAAUGGGUUGGAGACCACAAUUGCUUGAAUGAUCAUAUUUCUCAGGGUCAUAGACAGCUUGAUGUUGAUGUGAUUGCUUCACUCGUACUAGGAAUGAUACGAGAGGAGCCAUCAGUGUCAAUUUCACUUGUUCAGGAGAGGAUCACCCAUGCGUAUGGUUUCAAAGUUUCUUACAGAAAGGCAUGGUAUGCAAAACAAAAAGCAAUUGCGAUCAUGUAUGGUGAUUGGGAGGGGUCUUAUGCAUUUUUUCCUAGGUGGUGUGAAUAUAUGCUUCGCUUUUCUCCAGGUUCUGUUUAUAAUAUUCAAACAGAUGAUUAUUUUGUUGCCCACCGACUGGAUGGAAAUGCUGAAUGUUUGCCAUUAGCAUUUGCAAUUGUUGAAGGUGAGACUUUGGAAGCAUGGCAGUACUUCCUUGAAAACAUUCAUCGUCAUGUCACGCAAAAGCAAAACAUAUGUCUCAUUUCAGAUCGGCAUCAAAGCAUAUUAUCUGCUGUGGAGAAUCAUCGUGGUUGGCAGCCACCACAUUCCCAACAUGUGUUUUGCCUUCGCCAUAUUGCAAGUUAUACUCCUUCUAAGGUUGAUUUCGAUAUAGCCUUUGCAAAAUUUCAUGACAUUAGUCCUGAGAUUGCAGAUUGGAUUGAUCAGAUUCUAAAGGAAAAGUGGACGCGGGCAUAUGAUGUUGAUGGACUUAGAUAUGGCCAUAUGACAGCAAACUUGUCUGAAUCCGUUAAUAGGGUUUUGAAGGGUGCAAGAAACAUGCCAAUAACUGGUCACAAUGUGCGUACAUACAAUGUUGAUGAAACUGUAUUUGAAGUUGACGAGGGUUAUGAGAGGUCGUAUUCUGUCAACCUUCUAGAGAGAUAUUGUCAAUGUCGAAAGUUUAAGGCUUUCAAGUACCCAUGUAGUCAUGCCUAUGCGGCGGCACUAAGUGUUCGGCAGAAUCCCUUUCGAUUUGUGGACGAUGUGUUCUUGACAGAGAAUUUGGUUCAUGCAUACUCAUUUCCUUGGCAGCCAAUUGGUAAUGAGGCUGUUAUUCCACCUUGGGGGGGUUCAGUUAUCAUACCCGACAAAUCUAUGUUGCGUGCAAAAGGCCGUCCAAAGUCAACUAGGAUACGCAAUGAGAUGGAUGAAGUUGAAGCCAGUCAAAGUCGAAUUAAGUGUGGUCUUUGUAAGCUACUUGGGCAUAAUCGUCGCUCUUGUCCUAAUCGUUUACCUAAUCAGUGA